AUGCCAGAGACACCGUUCUGCCUCAGAGUUGGACACCUUCUCCCCUACUCCAUGGCAGAUUCCAACACAACCGACUUCACCAACCCCUUCACCUUCAUCCUGCUGGGCAUUCCUGGCCUGGAGACAGCCCACAUCUGGAUCUCCAUCCCCUUCUGCACCAUGUACAUCAUAGCCAUCUUGGGGAACUUUUCCAUCCUUUUCAUUGUGAAGAGGGAGCCAAGCCUCCAUGAGCCCAUGUACUAUUUCCUCUGCAUGAUGGCUGUCAGCGACUUGGUCCUGUCUACAUCUACCCUGCCCAAAAUGCUGAGCAUCUUCUGGUUCAAUUCCAGGGAGAUCGGUUUCAGUGCCUGUCUCACCCAGAUGUACUUCGCUAACUGCUUGUUAGUGGUGGACUGUGGGAUCCUCGUGGCCAUGGCUUUGGAUCGCUAUGUGGCCAUCUGCCAUCCCCUGAGACAUUCCGCCAUCCUGACAAACUCUAUGGUGGCAAAGAUUGGCCUGGCCGUGAUGCUGCGCGGCGGCAUAAUCGUUCUGCCCUAUCCCUUCCUGGCAAGGCAAGGGCCAUAUUGCAGAACCAACAUUAUCCCCCACUUGUACUGUGAGCACAUGGCCGUGAUGAAGCUAGCCUGUGCCGACAUCCGUGUCAGUAGUUACUAUGGACUCUUUGUGGCACUCUUGGUGGUUGGUCUGGAUAUGAUUUUUAUCACUGUGACCUACACCCGGAUUCUCAGGGCCAUCUUCAGCCUCCCCACAAAGGACGCCCGGCUCAAGACUUUUGGGACCUGCGGCUCCCACCUCUGUGUCACUUUAGCCUCUUACAUCCCAGGUCUCUUGUCUUUCCUCAUGCACCGGUUUGGCCAGAAUGUGGCCCUGCAUUUCCACAUUCUCAUUGCCAACGGGUACCUGCUCAUGCCCCCAGUGCUACACCCCAUCAUUUAUGGGGUGAGGACCAAACAGAUCCGCGGGAGGCUGCUCCAGCUACUUACUCAUAAAGGGAUCUAA
This is a messenger RNA of Emys orbicularis (European pond turtle), 999 nucleotides long. RefSeq names its product olfactory receptor 52R1-like. Gene Ontology annotation, cellular component: plasma membrane. The record is from RefSeq and is a predicted model, not a curated record. Gene Ontology annotation, molecular function: olfactory receptor activity; G protein-coupled receptor activity. NCBI's taxonomy places the organism in Eukaryota, Metazoa, Chordata, Testudines, Emydidae. Gene Ontology annotation, biological process: G protein-coupled receptor signaling pathway. The transcript has a single exon. Bases 1 to 999 code for a protein of 332 amino acids.